Messenger RNA from Fragaria vesca subsp. vesca, 1861 nucleotides. Its product is annotated as lysine histidine transporter-like 8-like. Gene Ontology annotation, cellular component: plasma membrane. The transcript has 5 exons. Bases 94 to 1659 code for a protein of 521 amino acids. Lineage: Eukaryota; Viridiplantae; Streptophyta; Magnoliopsida; Rosales; Rosaceae. The record is from RefSeq and is a predicted model, not a curated record.
ACAACUUGUGUGUGAGUUUGAGUGACUUCAGCUACUGACACAAGUCUCUUCUGUGGCUAGUUAGCUAGUUAGAGGAGAAUUACAUACAUCAAAAUGGACGAGAGGCCGGAGACAGAGCUCAUCUCGAUUCCGGCGACGCCACGUGGAGUGUCCACGCCGGAGAUACAGACACCCUCCGGGCAGAGGUCUCCUAGGCCGCCGUCCAAGGAGGCCAGGUCGUCGGCGUGGACUCCGACGUCGUUCAUAUCGCCUCGGUUCUUGAGCCCCAUUGGGACUCCAAUGAAGAGGGUUCUGAUCAACAUGAAGGGUUAUUUGGAGGAGAUGGGCCACCUCACCAAGCUCAACCCUCAGGAUGCUUGGCUUCCCAUCACUGAGUCUCGCAAUGGAAACGCUCACUACGCUGCGUUUCACAACCUCAAUGCUGGUGUUGGAUUCCAGGCUUUGGUUCUUCCCGUUGCCUUUUCUUUUCUAGGCUGGAGUUGGGGAACACUUUCCUUAACCAUUGCCUACUUCUGGCAACUGUACACAUUGUGGAUCCUUGUUCAGCUACAUGAAGCUGUUCCCGGAAAGAGGUACAACAGAUAUGUGGAGCUUGCUCAGGCCGCCUUUGGGGAAAGAUUGGGUGUUUGGCUUGCUCUGUUCCCAACUGUGUACCUAUCAGCUGGAACUGCAACAGCUUUGAUUCUCAUAGGAGGAGAGACCAUGAAACUAUUUUUCCAGAUUGUUUGCGGGCCUCUCUGUUCAUCGAAUCCCCUAACAACAGUGGAAUGGUAUCUAGUUUUCACUUCGUUGUGUAUCGUCCUGUCUCAGCUUCCGAACCUCAAUUCAAUAGCCGGACUUUCAUUAGUAGGAGCUGUCACAGCCAUCACUUACUCUACAAUGGUUUGGGUCCUCUCUGUAAGCCAACCAAGGCCACCCACAAUGUCUUAUGAACCACUUCCAAUGCCAUCUUUCUCGGCUUCCCUCUUUGCAGCCUUGAACGCACUUGGUAUAAUAGCCUUUGCAUUCAGAGGUCACAAUUUAGUUCUAGAGAUUCAGGCAACAAUGCCUUCAACCUUUAAACACCCAGCUCAUGUACCCAUGUGGAAAGGAGCAAAGGUUGCCUAUGUCUUGAUUGCCUUGUGUGUGUUUCCUGUUGCAAUCGGAGGCUUCUGGGCCUAUGGAAACCUCAUGCCGUCUGGAGGGAUAUUGAAUGCACUGUACGGAUUCCAUAGUCAUGACAUCCCCAGAGGAUUACUUGCAAUGUGUUUCCUACUAGUUGUGUUCAAUUGUUUGAGCAGCUUUCAGAUAUACUCCAUGCCCGUAUUUGAUAGUUUUGAAGCUGGUUACACUAGUCGUACCAACCGACCCUGUUCAAUCUGGGUCCGUUCUGGUUUUCGAGUUUUCUACGGCUUCAUCUCAUUCUUCAUAGGAGUGGCACUCCCCUUCCUGUCCAGUCUUGCUGGGCUGUUGGGAGGACUAACCCUCCCAGUCACAUUUGCCUACCCUUGUUUCAUGUGGGUUCUCAUAAAAAAGCCUACAAAGUACAGCUUCAAUUGGUAUUUCAAUUGGAUCUUAGGCUGGUUGGGGAUUGCCUUCAGUUUGGCCUUUUCAAUUGGAGGCAUUUGGAGUAUGGUCAACAGUGGACUUAAAUUGAAGUUCUUCAAGCCGCCUAGCUGAGCUUAGUUGACAGACAUAUCAGUUUUCACCCUGUUUAAGAAAUCUGCAAUAUUUUGUUACAAUCUUUACUAUAUAUGUUUCUUCAAACUGUAUGUCUUUGUUGUAACUUGUAAGUGCAUAUAAGUUGUUUAUGGUUGUAAUGCAGUGCUUGAAGGAUAGUUUUCUACCUGGGAUACUAUGAUCACCCACAAUUUGAUUUUCA